Myotis daubentonii (Daubenton's bat) is the source of this 1884-nucleotide messenger RNA. RefSeq names its product tetraspanin 10 (gene TSPAN10). Lineage: Eukaryota; Metazoa; Chordata; Mammalia; Chiroptera; Vespertilionidae. The record is from RefSeq and is a predicted model, not a curated record. Gene Ontology annotation, cellular component: plasma membrane.
AUGAGAGAGAAUCAUUUGGUUCUCUCCUGCACGCCCUCCACUGGGGAUCGAGCCCACAACCUAGGCAUGUGCCCUUGGCCAGAAUCGAACCUGGGACCCUUCAGUCCACAGGCUGAUGCUCUGUCCGCUGAGCCACACUGUCCGGGGCAGUCCUACCCCUUGGAAGCUCAGAUCCCAGGUACCUCGUAGCCAAGAAGGACGCGGUCUGGCUCGUUUUUACAGGGAAUGAAUGGGGAUGAACCGGCAUUUAGCCGCGGGCGAGACGGUCACUGUGCCAGGUCACAGGGCUCCAUGUCCCUGGGGGAGCAGGGGGAGCAGCCGUGGACACUGCCAGGCUGAGGCCCACACUGGGGCCCCACAGUGAUGGCCAUGGGGCAGCCCACCCCUUGGUGCCCACAGAGCGAGGCCGAGAACUGGCUCAGGAAGAAAGGCGGCUGCGUCUGGACCAGCAGGGGCGGUCCUGAGCCCUAAAAUGUGAUUCCUCACAUGAUCCCAUCGUGACGCGCAUCCCGGGGUGGGGCUCCCGGCUCACCCGGCCCUGAGCUCCCGGCUCCCAGAGUGGUGGGCACAGGACAGCACCGGCCCGUGUCUGUGUCCCCGCCAGAGAGGCCGCGGAGACCAGCGCACCUGUCCUGGGGGGAGGGCCGGAUGCAGGACGAGAAGAGGCCCCUGCUGUCCCAGGAUGCUGGGGGCCAGGAGCCACCCUUCCCUGCCAGCUGCCUGGGCCCAGAGCUCCAGGAGGGACGGGCCUGGAGGGCAGGCCUGGGGGGAGGCCGGGCCCCCUCCCUGCCCUCCCUCCCGCUGGGAAGCAGCUGCCUGCAGUGCCUGAUCUUUCUGUCCAACUUCCUCUUCUCUCUGCUCGGCCUGCUGGCCCUGGCCAUCGGGCUCUGGGGCCUGGCCGUCAAGGGCUCUCUGGGGAGCAGCUGGGGGGGCCCCCUGCCUGCAGACCCCAUGCUGGGGCUGGUGCUGGGGGGGCUGGCGGUCAGCGCCGUGAGCCUGGCGGGCUGCCUGGGCGCCCUCUGUGAGAACGCCUGCCUGCUGCGCUGCUUCUCCGGGGGCCUCCUGGCCUUCCUGGUGCUGGAGGCCCUGGCAGGGGCCCUGGUGGUGGCCCUCUGGGGCCCCCUGCAGGACGGCCUGGAGCGCGCCCUGCACGUGGCCAUCACCCACUACCAGGAUGACCCUGACCUGUGCUUCCUCAUGGACCAAGUCCAGCUCGGGCUGCAGUGCUGUGGGGCGGCCUCCUACCAGGACUGGCAGCAGAACCUGUACUUUAACUGCAGCGCCCCGGGCGUCCAGGCCUGCAGCCUGCCCGCCUCCUGCUGCCUCGACCCCCGCGAGGACGGAGCCUCCGUCAACGACCAGUGCGGCUUCGGGGCGCUGGGCCUGGAGGAGGACGCGGCCCGGGGGCUGGUGCACGUGCAGGGCUGCGGCGCGCCGCUCCGCCGGUGGCUGCGCGGGACGGUGCGGGCGGCGGGCGGCCUGGCGAUCGCGGCGGCGCUGGUGCAGGGCGCGGAGCUGCUGGUGGCCGCGCACCUGCUGCGGGCCCUGGCCGGCCGCAAGGGGGCGGCGGGGCGCUGCGGACCCCGCGCCGGGGCCCUGUCCGCGCUAGUGUCCGGCUGACCCGGGCUGUGGACGCGCCUCGGACACCCGCCGCGCCCCGCCCCCCGCUCCCGAGGUGCCCACCGCCGCCUGCCGGUUGGUCCUGCUAGUCCCCGAAGCCCUGGCCGCCGCCGGAUUCCUUCCUUAGAGGCUUUUGCCCCUGGGACCACCCACUGGCAGUGCCCCCGCCCUGCAACCUGCUCUGGUCGGAGUACAGCUGGCCACCACGGAAGGUGCCCACGAGGCCACCCAGCCCCAGGGGUAGGGGCUGAAUGAAAGCCUGGA